Molecule: messenger RNA, 237 nt
Organism: Miscanthus lutarioriparius
Lineage: Eukaryota; Viridiplantae; Streptophyta; Magnoliopsida; Poales; Poaceae
Source: the annotation of a GenBank genome assembly
AUGGAGAUGUACAUGGAAGACAAGAGCAAGAUGCUGUUCAAGAAGGGGAGCCGGAGGUCGACGGCGACGGCGGCCGAGGGGAGCCCGGCUGCGGGGCUCAAGUCGGGCCGUGCGUCCAGGGGCCCCGCCGCGGGCCGGUCGGUGCCGGGCCGGCUGGCGAGUCUGGUGAGGGAGCAGAGGGCCAGGUUCUACAUCAUGCGCCGCUGCGUCACCAUGCUCGUGUGCUGGAGGGACUAG